CGUUGAACGUGAUUUCACGUGAUCAUCCCCAGCUCCGCCUGGUUUUCGCUUUUCGCGGUAGUCGCUGUUGUUUCUUCUUGACGGUGCCGCCAUUAUUCCAGUAGUAGCAUGGCUACGCCAGUGGACGACGAGGGGUUCGUGCUCCGUAUCCGGGGCCUUCCGUGGUCCACGACCAAGGAGGAGAUUUUGAACUUUUUCACCAGUAAAGAGGUGAACAUCAAGGGAGGCAUAAGCGGCGUCCACAUGACGCUCUCUCGAGAGGGCAGGCCGAGCGGCGAGGCCUACAUUGAGCUUGAGAGUGAGCAGGACGUGGAGGUGGGCCUGCAGCGCCACAACGAGCACAUCGGCCACAGGUACAUUGAGGUGUUUAAGUCGAAACGGAGUGAAAUGGAUUGGGUGGUGAAGCGCAGUGGAGCACACCAACAGGACUCCCUCAACGACGGCUGCGUUAGAUUGAGGGGCUUGCCCUUUGGCUGCUCCAAGGAGGAAAUUGCACAGUUCUUCUCGGGGUUGGAGAUUGUCCCCAAUGGGAUUACACUUCCUACCGACUACCAGGGGAGGAGCACGGGGGAAGCGUUUGUGCAGUUUGCCACACGGGAUAUAGCUGAAAAGGCGAUGGGGAAACACAAGGAAAAAAUUGGGCACAGGUACAUAGAGAUCUUCAAGAGCAGCCUGCAGGAAAUUCGCUCAGCCGUGGGCAUGGGUGUGCCCAAGAUGAUGCGACCCCUGGGCACAGCACGACCCGGCCCCUACGACCGCGGGGACCGCUUCGGGGGUCCCUCGCGCUACGGUAUGGGACGCGGAGGCCGCAACUUUCGCGGCUUUGUGGAAGAAGACGGCUAUGGAGAUUUUGGUGGUUCUGGUGGAGCACGCUACUCGGCCACGGGCCACUUCGUCCACAUGCGGGGGCUGCCCUUUCGUGCCACCGAGAGAGAUAUCUUUGAGUUUUUCCAGCCCAUGAACCCGAUGAACGUGCACCUGAUCUACGAGGACAGUGGCCGCCCAUCUGGCGAGUGCGAUGUGGAGUUUGCCACCCACGAGGAGGCCGUCAAGGCCAUGAGCAAGGACAAGGCACACAUGCAGCACCGCUACAUUGAGCUGUUCCUCAACUCAACCCCGAGCGGCAUGAGCGCCGGAGGCAGCAAUGGCGGCGGGGCGGGCUUUGGCAACGGCGUGGGACCCAUUGGCUCGGGGGCCGGCACCACGGCCUUCGGGGGCACCAUGGCCGGCGGCGGCAGCGGCUUCGGCUCCAGCAGCUUCGGUAGUGGCCGCUACGGGGGAGGAAGCUACGGGGGUGGGUCCAUGGGUGGAAACAUGAUUGGUGGAAACAACUACACUUCAUUCUGAGGCACUGGAUGGGCUGGCACUGCUCACAAGAUCACCCGUUUUUUUUUUUUUUUUUUUUUUUUCCUUGUGUUGUAUAAAGAUUUUUUUUUUUUUAACAUGUACCUCAUGUGCUGUAACUUGUAAAGUUGUCAACUUGCAAAUCAUUUUCUCAUUCUGGAGUGCCGUUCGGUAAGGUGGCGCAACAGUACAAUAAAAGUCUCUCAAAGAA
Molecule: messenger RNA, 1555 nt
Organism: Ixodes scapularis (black-legged tick)
Lineage: Eukaryota; Metazoa; Arthropoda; Arachnida; Ixodida; Ixodidae
Product: heterogeneous nuclear ribonucleoprotein H2
Exons: 11
Coding region: 109-1347 (412 amino acids)
Biological process (GO): regulation of RNA splicing
Cellular component (GO): nucleoplasm; ribonucleoprotein complex
Molecular function (GO): RNA binding
Source: RefSeq, a predicted model, not a curated record